Candida albicans SC5314 is the source of this 1203-nucleotide messenger RNA. RefSeq lists its product as uncharacterized. The record is from RefSeq and is a predicted model, not a curated record. The coding region runs from base 1 to 1203 and encodes 400 amino acids. Gene Ontology annotation, molecular function: ubiquitin protein ligase activity; ribosomal large subunit binding. The transcript has a single exon. Gene Ontology annotation, cellular component: RQC complex; cytosol. Gene Ontology annotation, biological process: ribosome-associated ubiquitin-dependent protein catabolic process; rescue of stalled cytosolic ribosome. NCBI's taxonomy places the organism in Eukaryota, Fungi, Ascomycota, Pichiomycetes, Serinales, Debaryomycetaceae.
AUGGCUAAACAAUACGAGAUUACAGGAGAUUUAGGGUAUAAUGGAUUCCCCGUAUCUUUAAAUUAUAUCACCCACUUGCCAGAUAUAUCUACUUUAUACAACCCCGAAGUAGUUGUGAUUUUCAAAUCGUUAAUGAAAAGAGACCCCAAAACCAAGGAGAAAGCGUUAAAUGAUUUAUUAACAGUAUCAGCUAUUGACGACUCCACAAUUAUUGCAUGGCUUCAAAUGUAUCCAAAACUUGCCUUGGAUAAUUCUAGAAGUGUUCGUUUAUUGUCUCAUCAAAUUCAAGCCAAUUUCCUAAAAAUUGUUGGUGGAAAGACAUAUAGCAAAUAUUUGAAAAGUUCAAUGCCUAUAUGGUUAAUGGGGAUGUUUGAUACAGAUAAAUCUGUAUCCUCAAUUGCAUAUAAAACAUUAUUACAAUCAUUUCAAGGAGAUAGUUCCAAAUUGAAUAAGACUUGGAGUAUUUUUGAAGAACAGAUUAUCAAUUUGAUUGGGACCAUUGUCAGUAUAGAAACAUUGGAAACUUUAUCAGACAGAAGAUACACUAGUGAAUCGGAAAUGGUGUCAAAAUAUGAUCGAGCAUUAGUUUGUGGCAUCAAUAUGUUGAGUAAAUUGCCAGAUGAAACCAUUGUCCCCAUAUUAGAAGAAGAGUCGUUAUGGGAUCAUUUGAGCACCUGUCUCAAAGAAGAUAAUAUGGAUUUGGUGUUAUUCAAAAACUUGUUAUUGCUUAUAACCAAUUUAUCAGAUGAAAACUUACAAUUGGUCUACAAACUAGUUUCAAAGAAGUUUAUCAAGAUUAAAUUCAAGUCCAAUAAAAUAUCCGGAAGUAUAAUUUAUUCCAAUGUGAUCAUACCAUUCUGGCAGGCUAUAGUACGAUUAACUGAAUUUGGCAUUAAUAAUAAUUUGAAGAAGAAUUUCUGGGAUCUAGCAGGUAGUAAAAGUUCUACUAGGUUUUACGAAUACUUGAAACUUGGUCCAUGCAAUCUGGAUCCAACUUACUACUCAUUGAUUAUCAAAGUAUUUCAAGAUUUACAGCAGAAGUUAGAUGUUGUUGAUUUUAACAGCCAGGAGGAAUAUGAUUAUGUGAUUAAUUUACUACUGAAGCAGUAUUCGACAACUAUGGGAUCACUCAAAGCAGGUGCAUUWAAWUUGUGCAUUAAAGACACUGGAUUUAUUUACCGUGGAAUCAACUGUAUUGAUUGA